Molecule: messenger RNA, 1111 nt
Organism: Sesamum indicum (sesame)
Lineage: Eukaryota; Viridiplantae; Streptophyta; Magnoliopsida; Lamiales; Pedaliaceae
Source: RefSeq, a predicted model, not a curated record
AAUUAAUUGUGCACACGAAAAUGUGAGUGCUCACAGAUACUCGUUCUCAACAUAAAAGAAAAACAAACAUGAAAAAAUGAAGAGAAAAUAUGUAGAAGAAAAAAAAAACCACAUCUCUCCAAUACCACCAAUAUGUUUCCCUUACUCCACCAAACUCAUAACAGCAAAUUCCGGCACCCUUCUCUGCCGCAGCCCACCGCCGCCCACCGCCUUCCCACCUCCCAAGAAGUGGACAGCGACCACCGCAGCCCCAACCAUCGAAGUAAUGUCGUUAAGGAUCAAGAAGCUCAUCCGUUCCCCCUACCGCCACCGGCCCACGACGGCGCAACCAUCGAAGUCCUCCGCCGCCGCCGCGGGCGGCCCCCUGGUUCCAAGAAUAAGCCCAAGCCUCCAGUCAUCAUCACCCGAGAUUCUCCACAGCCCACAAUGAACCCCUACGUUCUCGAGCUACCCGCCGGAGUCGAUGUCGUCGAAUCCACAACUCACUUCUGCCGGAAGCGCAACACUGGCCUCUGCGUACUCAACGGCAACGGAAUAGUCGCUAACGUCACCCUCAAGCAGCCUUCCACCACCCCCGGCACCUCCGUCGCGUUUCACGGUCGUUUCGAUAUUUUAUCAAUCUCCGCCACUAUUAUGCCGGGGGACGGCGGUUUGGCUUCAGGAAACGGGCAGUUCAGUGUAUCGGUGGCGGGCCCGCAGGGGCAGGUGGUGGGUGGGGUUGUGGUUGGGCCUUUGCUAUCAGCUGGGACUGUUUAUCUCAUCGCUGCCACCUUUAAUAAUCCCUCAUUUCACAGACUGCAGCAAGUGGAUUACGAUCAGGAUACGGCUGCCGGAGACGGCGGGCAUAGCUCUCGGAAGGCAGCCUCCGGCGAAAGUGAUAGCGCUGCCGCCCCGGAAUCUGGUGCAAUUUCCAUGUAUAGCUAUCAGCCUUCGGAUGUGAUAUGGGCACCCAAUGCCAGACAGCUGCCGCCACCUCCGCCGCCGCCACCACCGCCUUACUAAUUCUAUUUUUGUCCGUAUGUUUCUUCCUUUUCCUAAAUUCGUUUUGUAAUUUGAUUUAACUUUACAUAAUAUUGUAGGGAGACAUAUAUGUCUUUUUUUAUAUAUUUAU